UUGAAGCUGAGGGCAGUUUAAAAUGAUGUUAUCAGAUUGCAAAUAAUCAACACAUCUCCUUAUCUAUAUAAGCCCGACUGGUAAGCAAUAUCUCCACAUGAGGUGAAACACAGUUUUCUGAAAAUGUUGUUUCUCAGAAAAUAUUUAACGUGGCAGAUUCUUUUGUUGGGUUUAGCUCUAAGUGUUCUGUACGGUGAUGUAGAAGCUAAGAAAGGGAAGCGGAAAAUUAAGCGGAAACAGCCUGACGAUCCAUUUCUUCCAGCCAUGAUAGUGUUUAAUCUAGAUAAUACUUUGUGGCCUUUUGCUAUGGAAAUAAUGCAGCCACCACUCAAUACCACAAGUGUGAAGCACCAAAUAAAGGAUCGCGUGGGACGUCUGUUCAACAUGUUCCCAGAAGUCCCAGACAUCCUGGAGGACCUUGACAGUCACUGGUAUAAGCUCGGAGGCUUGUCAGAUAACUCGGAUAUCCGCAGGAUCGAAGCAGUUACAGAUCUAUUUGAUGUUGAUCAGUAUUUUAAUGCUUUUGAAUCAAAGCCAGGAAACAAGACUGAACAGAUGCAACGGUUGAGCGAGCGAGCCAAGGUGCCACUGGAGAACAUCCUCUACUACGACACGAACCGGAUAGACCUGGAUGAUAUGAAGGAGAUGAACGUGACAACCGUGUUGCUGGACCCGGAUGGGGGCCUUACAUACGCCCACUUGGAGCAAGGCUUCAAAGUAUUUAGGGAGACGAAGACCAACGCCACGGGGUCCACUACCGCUUAAUCUUUAUUGUUCUUGUCUCAAGAGAAUUGUUGAGAAAAUAAUAAAUAAACUCUGAAUACUAGAGGUU
This is a messenger RNA of Homalodisca vitripennis (glassy-winged sharpshooter), 832 nucleotides long. Its product is annotated as magnesium-dependent phosphatase 1-like. Gene Ontology annotation, molecular function: acid phosphatase activity. Lineage: Eukaryota; Metazoa; Arthropoda; Insecta; Hemiptera; Cicadellidae. The transcript has 4 exons. The record is from RefSeq and is a predicted model, not a curated record. The coding region runs from base 124 to 765 and encodes 213 amino acids.